GUUACAAAAUGGACUACGACGUCAUCGCCAAUCAGCCUGUGGUCAUCGACAAUGGCUCCGGAGUCAUUAAGGCUGGUUUCGCCGGAGAACAGCAGCCAAAGGUUCGCUUCGCCAACUUCGUCGGACGACCGAAAUAUCACAGAGUAAUGGCCGGAGGGCUCGACGGAGACAUUUUCAUCGGACCAAAGGCCGAAUCAAACCGCGGGUUGUUCUCAAUCGAAUACCCAAUGGAACACGGAAUCGUCAAUAACUGGAGCGAUAUGGAAAAAAUUUGGGAGUACAUUUUCGGACAGGAUCAGCUGAAAAUCUUCCCAGAAGAGCAUCCAGUUCUGCUCACCGACGCCCCAUUGAAUCCGUUGAAGAACCGCGAGCGAUCUGCUGAGAUCUUCUUCGAAACGUUCAAUGUUCCAGCGUUAUAUAUUCAAAUGCAAGCUGUGCUAUCGCUGUACGCCACCGGAAGAACGACCGGAGUCGUUUUGGAUUCAGGAGACGGAGUCACACAUGCUGUUCCGAUUGUUAAGGGAUUUGCAAUGAAGCAUGCAAUUCAACGAAUGGAUUUGGCGGGUCGCGAUGUCACCGAAUACCUCCGAGUCCUUCUGCGCAGAGAAGGAUACGAGUUCCACAGGAGCAAUGAGUUCGAAAUUGUCCGAGAGAUGAAGGAGAACGCGUGCUAUUUGGCGUUGGAUCCGACGAAAGUGGAGAAUAAUUCAGUGAAAUCAUCCUACGCUCUGCCAGACACCACGAAAAUCGAAAUCUCCAACUCAUUGUUCCGUGCGCCGGAAGUGCUCUUCAAGCCGGAUUUGAUCGGAACCGAGUGGCCUGGAAUGGCACAUGUUGUCAAUCAAUCAAUUAUGAAAUGUGACGUGGAUCUUCGACAAACUCUGUACAGCAACAUCGUGCUGAGCGGUGGAACGACGUUGUUCAAAGGAUUCGGCGAUCGUUUGCUGGGAGAAAUGCGAAAAAUCGCGCCCGCUGACGGAAAAAUUCGAAUUUCCGCGUCGCAGGAACGAAAUUCGCUCACAUGGAUCGGCGGUUCGAUUGUCGCCAGUUUGGACACUUUCCGAAAAAUGUGGCUCGGAAAGAAGGAGUACGAAGAUAUGGGAGCGUCGGCGAUGCACAAGAGAUUCUUCUAAAUAUUGAAUUUUUUCCCUUUUUUGCUCACUUUUCAUCGUAAUUUAUUUGUUUUUUUUGCAUAUUUUCCCCCUUUUUCUCCCUAAUUUGUUCCAUUUGGCGCUGGCUCAAAAAUUCUUCAAAAUUUUCUCAAAAAUAGGCGACCUUCUUCAAAAAAUGUUAUAUAGCCCGAUUCUCUGGACAUAAUUAUUCAAUUUACCCCCUCCUCCCCCAGUUCCGUGUCCCACUAUCUGCUUUAUGCCUGUUUCAAUUAUUAUUUUUUAUAUCUAAACGAUUCGAUUUUU
Messenger RNA from Caenorhabditis elegans, 1415 nucleotides. It is a transcript of the gene arp-1, whose product is annotated as Actin. NCBI's taxonomy places the organism in Eukaryota, Metazoa, Nematoda, Chromadorea, Rhabditida, Rhabditidae. Bases 9 to 1133 code for a protein of 374 amino acids. Gene Ontology annotation, cellular component: cytoskeleton. The transcript has 5 exons. The record is from RefSeq and is marked reviewed.